GCCACGCAAUUGGCCGUCUCAAAUCCCUUCAACGCAUAUUCCAUUUGGAGACGAACAUUUAGUUAAGAUGCUGAUCUGUUUGCCCGAUUCAUGGAGAGCGGUCAUGCCUCUAUCUCUUGGUGUGCAGUUGUCGGAUGCAUUCGUCAGACAGCCACAGGUAACCCCAGUGAAUGGUUACCCACUUGCCUGUAAAAAACCAUCCGCAUGUCGCCAACUGAACUGACCGUCCUUAUGCACGAACGCCAUAUCACUUGGCACCUCCACGCCUGUGCAUCAACACAAGCCAAAACCUUAGGCUUCAGCCUUUUCCAGAGACGAUCAAGCCUAAUUCAUAGCAAUGAUGGCUGUCAAUAUUCAAAUGAACUGCAAUGAUCAUCCUGUCCAAUCAGCUUCGGACAGUACUGAUCGCACAGAAGGCUUGCUGCCGGACCUGACAAUUGUGUCCCCAGACAGAGAUCUUCCCACCUUGGCGGGCUGGAAGGUACGAAACACCUUACAAGUGGCUUGAUACGUUGCGCUACGUUAUUCCCGAGGGAUUCAAGUCAAUGUAUCGGAUUCUUACCGAGACGGGUUUUGUUGAACCGGGACGAAAUGGAUAUAAAAACGGAAGUUCCAUCAGGAGCAAACUCGAACCUUGAGAUCCCAAGUUACAAACAUCCGUGAACCCUUCCUGUGAUUUUCACGUCCGAGCCCUUGUUUACCUGCUCUUAGUUGAAAUCAGGUUAGAUAUGGAACGAAGACCCUUCUCGAAAACCCGUUCUUGUCCGACAUCUCUGCCUAAGGAACCUCUCCUGAUCAGUGAGGAUUUCUUUGCAGGCCGUGAAACACUUCAUACGGCAACACCUUCAUCUCCUCAUAUUUUGAUCAUCGGUGGAGGAGUGACAGGCCUGACGACGGCAUGGCUGCUUUUAGAUCGCGGUUAUCGUGUCACGAUCGUGUCCAAAGAAUGGGCAACGUUCGGUUCUGAACAACGACUCACUUCCCAGAUUGCAGGUGCGCUCUGGGAAUUGCCUCCAGCCGGUUGCGGCCCCCAGGCAGUUCAGGAGAAACUUGAAAUGGUGCAAAAAUGGGCACUGGAAAGCCUGAAAAUCUACUGCAAAAUGACAGAGAGCGAAGAGCUCGCUGCAGCGUUCGGUAUAAAAGUGACCAUGUGCACUUCCUUCCACACAAACCGUAUCGUGGACGAUGUGGUGAAGUCCAAGAAGAUGGAACUUGUUUUGGGCAGCAAGCUGGAAGGAUUCCAUUGGGGAAUGGAAUUGCUGGACAAAUAUGGAGCGAACGUGAAUUCCCAUGGUGGCUUAAAGGACGCCUACGAGCAUAUGGCACCGAUUAUCGACACAGAUGUAGCGAUGUCCUUUUUGAUGAGGCUAGUCAAAAGCAAAGGAGCGCAAUUGCACACUGACACAAUCCAUGGCGAUCUACUCGACCAGGAACGACAUCUCUUACGAACCUAUCACGCCGACGCGAUUGUGAACGCAACAGGGGUUAUGGGAUCAGAGACGGCUUCCGACAACACAGUUUACCACCUCCGUGGUGCAGUACUGCGGGUCAUCAAUGACGGAACGGACUUCCCGCGGGUCAAUAAUGCUAUGCUUGUGUCUACGGAGAGCAGGGCGGAUGGGAAUUUCAAAGAUAUGGCUUUUAUUGUACCUAGAAACGACAACAUCCUUAUCCUCGGGUCCAUUACACAGCCCAACCAAUGGCGGGUUGACUUGACACCUGAAUCCCGCGAUAUACAGGACAUGCGUAAACGGUGCGAGGACUUGCUUCCCGUUUUGAAAAAUGCACGACUGGAUCCAAAAUACCCGUUGGCGCAAGGAACUCGUCCAUAUCGAAUGAAAAAUGUUCGCGUGGAGCACGAAACGAGGAAAACAGGUAGUGGAAGGCCAAGCAAGGUCGUUCACGCAUAUGGACAUGGUGGCGCGGGGUGGUCUCUCGCAUUUGGCUCUGCAAGGCAAGUUGGACGGCUCGUAGACGGGGUUUUGAGAAAUAAACAUGCGGCGGAAAAUGAAAUUAUGGCGAGAUUGUGAUUGGUUCUUAGAGGGCUGUAACUACGGAGUAGAAGUUAGUCGAAUCGGAGAGCACCGGAAAAAGGUCUUUGUCGAAUG
Molecule: messenger RNA, 2108 nt
Organism: Coccidioides immitis RS
Lineage: Eukaryota; Fungi; Ascomycota; Eurotiomycetes; Onygenales; Onygenaceae
Exons: 2
Coding region: 729-2030 (433 amino acids)
Molecular function (GO): D-amino-acid oxidase activity; FAD binding
Source: RefSeq, a predicted model, not a curated record